This is a messenger RNA of Durusdinium trenchii, 1161 nucleotides long. The record is from the annotation of a GenBank genome assembly. NCBI's taxonomy places the organism in Eukaryota, Dinophyceae, Suessiales, Symbiodiniaceae.
AUGUAUGGCAUCCAGCAUGCCUUGAUUCAGGUGCCAUUCUUGACUGGGAAUCAGUAUGAGUACUUCCCCAUCAUCGCAACCUUCAUCGCCGGGUAUGGUGUCAUCGUCUUGGAGGAGCAAACAGAGAUCAACAAGGCCGCUACUGCCCUUGUGUUGGGCGUACUUGUGUGGGCUUUGGUGGGAACCGGCGUUGAUAUGUCUGCCGCGAAUUUUGACACGGCCAUCAAGGAGACCUUGGAAGAUGUCUCCGAGGUGGUUUUCUUCCUUCUGGGUGCAUUGACCAUUGUUGAGAUCAUGGAUGCGCACAAAGGCUUUGACAUUAUCACAAAAGCCAUUCAAGCCAAGAGCCAGAAGGAGUUGUUGAUCAUCAUUGGUGUCCUGACCUUCGUGCUUUCCUCCGUCCUUAACAACCUGACAGUUGUCAUUGUCAUGAUCUCUUUGCUCCAGAAGCUGGUGAAGGACGAAGAUUUCCGCAUGAAGUUGGGUGGCCUUGUGGUGGUCGCCUCCAACGCCGGUGGAGCCUGGAGCUAUGAGUAUCUUCAAAUGGAAGACAAACCCUUUGACCGAGACCCUUCUUCCGCACAGGAUGAUGAAGUUCCCAACGGCCAGGCAGUUGUGUUUUGGGGUGGUCUUUUCGGCAUGAUUACGGUCCCUGUCUUUACUGCAAUCACGCAAUGCCCUGCCUGGAGUGGGAUGAUGCUUGUCCUUGGUCUGCUCGGCUUGAUCACCUCCUUGCUCCACGGCCCAGAGGAUGAGAAAUAUUCCUUGAAGGGAGCACUCACUCGAGUCGAGGUUCCAGAUGCCCUUUUUUUCCUUGGCGUCCUGUUCGCGGUUGGUGGCCUUGAGCGAGUGGGCCUGCUGAAGGAAUUUGCGGUGCAGCUGAGUACGUAUGUGCCUUACGAUGCGUUGGUGGCCAUUUUCCUUGGGUUCGCAUCUGCAAUUGUUGACAACGUGCCUUUGGUGGCUGCUGCUCAGGGGAUGUAUGAUCUCGAAGCACAUCCUGCAAACGAUGGCCUUUGGAAUUUGAUCACGUACUGCGCUGCCACUGGCGGAUCUCUUCUGGUCAUUGGAUCUGCAGCAGGCCUUUUGUUGGCUGCCAAUAAUUUCUAUGUCUAUUUGCUCUUUCUAGUCUUCUCCCUUGGUACCUUAUAUAAUCAGUGA